AUGCAGGCCCUGCUAACUCAACAAGGUCUAAAGAAUGUGCUGUUCGGGAACGACAAGUUGCUAGAAACUAGGUCCAAUGAAGACAAGGAUGAGGUCGAUGAAAAGGCGUGCAGUGCGAUUCUCCUGAAUCUUGCCGAUGAGGUGCUGCAUGAAGUUAUUGAUGAAGACAUGGCGGCAAAGUUGUGGCUGAAAUUGGAGAGUCUGUACAUGACGAAGUCUCUCACCAACAAACUUUACCUGAAACAGAGACUCUAUAUCCUUCGUAUAAAGAAAGGGCACAUUAAGUGGAAUUUUCCAAAAUUGAAAAAUAAGAAGAAAGAUAAAAAGGAUAAAAAGGAGUCUAAGGAUAAAUCCACUAGUAAUUCUUCUGAUAUUGCUGGGGUUGCUGAGGAAAGUUCCUCGGAUGUCGAAAAUAUUCUUUCAGUUUCUAUCAGUGAUUGUCACUCUAGUAGUGAAUGGGUUCUUGAUUUUGGUUGUUCCUAUCAUAUGUGUCCCAAUAGGGACUGGUUUUCUACUUACCAUUUUGUUGAUGGUGGUACUGUCUUAAUGGGGAACGACAAUCCCUAUCAGAGUGUUGGUACAGCCAUAAUCCAAAUUAAGAUGCAUGAUGCUGAAUGUAGAGUUUUGAGAGUUUCUAAAGGUGCUCUUACUAUGCUUAAGGGAAAACAGAGAAAAGGCCUCUAUUUUUUGCAGGGUAGUACUGUGACAGGCGCUGCUUCAGUAUCUUCUUCAAUUGAUCAAGAUUCAGUAACUACCCAUCUAUGGCAUAUGCGUUUAGGGCAUAUGAGUGAGAGGGGUUUGACAGAAUUAAGCAAACGAGGUUUGCUAGGUGGAGAGAAGACGGGAAAGCUGGACUUUUGUGAGCAUUGUGUCUUUGGCAAGUAG
Cornus florida is the source of this 885-nucleotide messenger RNA. RefSeq lists its product as uncharacterized. The record is from RefSeq and is a predicted model, not a curated record. The transcript is spliced from 3 exons. The coding region runs from base 1 to 885 and encodes 294 amino acids. Lineage: Eukaryota; Viridiplantae; Streptophyta; Magnoliopsida; Cornales; Cornaceae.